CGGCCCCUCGUGCUCUGCCCGCGGAGACGGUGGGUGGCAUCGCCGGGGUCCCGGGGCGCGCGAGCCGAGCCGAGCGGAGCAGGGGGGAUCCAGCAGCAGCCGCUCCUCCGGAGCAUGUGUUCGCCGCCGCGCUCCGGCUCCCGGCGGCCGGGCGUCCCCGCGGCUUGAACCCGCCGGCCAGGAGCCCUGCUGGGCAGCGGAGUUAUGGGGCCGGCGAGGCGCUGACCGGACGCCCGGGAGAGGAGCCGCAGCAGCGCCCGAGCGGAGCCCGGGAAGGCGCCUGGCUUUGCCCCCCAGCGGGAUUGGGGCUGUGCUCGGCGGCGAGCAGCGGGGCUGGACCGGGCGGAGAGCGGCGGGCUGCAGCCCCGAGGAGCGGCGGAGCCCGGGUCGCCCCGCCGGGGGCCGGAGCCCGCAGACCCCCGCGGGAAGCAGGGAGGGGCGGGCGAGCAGGAUGCCCCGGAGCGGCCGCUGCCCCGCGCCCCCCGCCAUGUGCGUCUUUCGCCCGAGGGGAGCCCGGCUCCUGCGCCCGGGGCCGGCGAGCCUGCCCGCCUGCUAGGCGCCCCGAGCUCGCCCCGCCCGGGACUCCGCUCCUUCCUUUGUUCCAGUUUUGGCCCCCGCGGGGCAGCUUCGUGGCCGGGCUCGCCUGAGAGCAGACGCCGCUUGGGGCCGGUGGGGGGGUGACCUGGUGGCCGGUGAUCUCCUGCGAUGUACCCCCAAGGCAGGCACCCGGCUCCCCACCAGCCUGGGCAGCCGGGCUUCAAAUUCACGGUGGCUGAAUCCUGCGAUCGGAUUAAGGAUGAAUUCCAGUUUUUGCAAGCCCAGUAUCACAGUCUUAAAGUGGAGUAUGAUAAGCUUGCGAACGAAAAGACAGAAAUGCAGCGCCAUUAUGUUAUGUACUACGAAAUGUCAUAUGGUUUGAAUAUUGAAAUGCACAAACAGACCGAGAUUGCUAAAAGAUUGAAUACAAUUCUAGCUCAAAUCAUGCCUUUUCUGUCACAAGAGCACCAACAGCAGGUUGCCCAGGCUGUUGAGCGUGCCAAGCAAGUGACAAUGACAGAGCUGAAUGCUAUCAUCGGGGUACGUGGACUUCCAAAUCUGCCUCUCACCCAGCAGCAGCUCCAGGCCCAGCACCUCUCCCAUGCUGCUCACGGCCCCCCGGUACAGCUGCCUCCUCACCCUUCAGGCCUUCAGCCGCCAGGAAUCCCUCCCGUCACGGGGAGUAGCUCAGGACUGCUGGCUCUCGGGGCCCUCGGGAGCCAAGCCCACUUGGCCGUUAAAGAUGAGAAAAACCAUCACGACCUGGAUCACCGAGAGCGAGACUCAAAUGCAAAUAAUUCUGUCUCGCCAUCAGACAGCCUGAGAGCUAGUGAGAAACACAGGAGUUCUACAGACUACAGCAUCGACGCCAAAAAGCGGAAAGCGGAGGAGAAGGACAGCAUGAGCCGCUAUGACAGCGACGGUGACAAGAGCGAUGACCUGGUGGUCGACGUCUCCAAUGAGGAUCCAGCUACACCCCGUGUCAGCCCAGCCCACUCGCCGCCUGAGAACGGGAUAGACAAAACCCGAGGGCUGAAGAAAGAUGCUCCAAACAGCCCUGCCUCCGUCGCCUCGUCCAGCAGUACGCCGUCCUCGAAGACUAAAGACCUGGGCCAUAACGACAAAUCAUCCACGCCUGGGCUCAAAUCAAACACUCCGACGCCAAGGAACGAAGCCCCAACUCCUGGGACGAGUACCACUCCAGGCCUUCGGUCUAUGCCGGGCAAACCAGCGGGCAUGGACCCAUUGGCGUCUGCCCUGAGGACCCCCAUCUCCAUCACUGGCCCCUAUGCGGCUCCCUUCGCCAUGAUGGGACACCAUGAAAUGAACGGCUCUCUGACGAGCCCGGGGGCCUACGCCGGGCUCCACAACAUCCCGCCCCAGAUGAGCGCCGCUGCUGCCGCCGCCUAUGGCCGAUCGCCAAUGGUGAGCUUUGGAGCUGUCGGCUUUGACCCGCAUCCGCCCAUGAGGGGCCCCGGUCUCCCCACAAGCCUUGCGUCCAUACCCGGCGGGAAGCCAGCCUACUCGUUUCACGUAAGUGCUGAUGGGCAGAUGCAGCCGGUCCCAUUCCCUCAUGACGCCCUGGCUGGCCCCGGCAUCCCAAGGCACGCUCGGCAGAUCAACACACUAAGUCACGGGGAGGUGGUAUGUGCUGUGACCAUUAGCAAUCCAACCAGACACGUGUACACCGGAGGAAAGGGAUGUGUGAAGAUAUGGGAUAUCAGCCAGCCAGGCAGUAAGAGUCCCAUUUCGCAGCUGGAUUGUUUGAACAGAGACAACUACAUCCGUUCCUGCAAACUCCUCCCCGACGGCCGCACCCUGAUUGUGGGAGGGGAAGCGAGUACGCUUACGAUCUGGGACCUGGCAUCCCCGACACCAAGGAUCAAGGCUGAAUUGACCUCCUCUGCCCCAGCAUGCUACGCUCUGGCAAUCAGUCCUGAUGCAAAAGUCUGCUUCUCCUGUUGCAGCGACGGCAAUAUUGCUGUGUGGGAUCUCCACAACCAAACGCUGGUUAGGCAAUUCCAAGGCCACACAGAUGGCGCAAGCUGCAUAGAUAUCUCGCAUGAUGGUACAAAAUUAUGGACAGGAGGUCUGGACAACACGGUGCGUUCCUGGGACCUUAGGGAAGGAAGACAGCUCCAGCAGCACGACUUCACUUCCCAGAUCUUCUCGCUGGGUUACUGCCCCACCGGUGAAUGGCUUGCGGUGGGCAUGGAGAGCAGUAACGUCGAGGUGUUGCACCACACCAAACCGGAUAAAUACCAGCUUCACCUGCAUGAGAGCUGCGUCCUUUCUCUGAAAUUUGCCUACUGUGGUAAAUGGUUUGUGAGUACAGGAAAAGAUAAUCUUCUCAAUGCCUGGAGAACGCCAUAUGGAGCAAGCAUAUUCCAGUCGAAAGAAUCCUCCUCUGUCUUAAGUUGUGACAUUUCAGCAGAUGACAAAUACAUUGUUACAGGCUCUGGUGACAAGAAGGCCACAGUCUAUGAGGUCAUCUAUUAAACAAGGAUUUUAACAGGGCUGUCAACUCUGAAUAUUAGGCUCGAGUCUGACAAGACAAUGGCAAAAUUCUGAAGGAUGUAGGAAAAGGAAAGGAGAGCAGCCAUGCAUUGAGAGCGUUUCCUGCCAGGCUGUGUAAUGUGGAUCUUCAUGGACUCCGAGUAAUGUACAUGGACUGAUGCGUUUCAGCAAUUUUUAUUUUAAGCCGUGGCAUAUCUGGAUGUAUUUGGAGGUCUGUGAAUACGGCACACAUUGAAGCCCUAAACAGGUUUUGUUUUGGUUUUAGGGUUUUUGUUGUUGUUCUUUUGUCUGCGCUUUGGUGGCACUAUAAAGGAC
This is a messenger RNA of Malaclemys terrapin pileata, 3369 nucleotides long. RefSeq names its product TLE family member 3, transcriptional corepressor (gene TLE3). Gene Ontology annotation, cellular component: nucleus; transcription regulator complex. Bases 706 to 3036 code for a protein of 776 amino acids. Gene Ontology annotation, biological process: regulation of DNA-templated transcription; negative regulation of canonical Wnt signaling pathway. Lineage: Eukaryota; Metazoa; Chordata; Testudines; Emydidae. The record is from RefSeq and is a predicted model, not a curated record. The transcript is spliced from 20 exons. Gene Ontology annotation, molecular function: protein binding; transcription corepressor activity.